Molecule: messenger RNA, 1489 nt
Organism: Rhododendron vialii
Lineage: Eukaryota; Viridiplantae; Streptophyta; Magnoliopsida; Ericales; Ericaceae
Product: NAC domain-containing protein 35
Exons: 3
Coding region: 201-1298 (365 amino acids)
Biological process (GO): regulation of DNA-templated transcription
Molecular function (GO): DNA binding
Source: RefSeq, a predicted model, not a curated record
UAUGUAGAUCUUUCCAUUUGCUCUCUCUCUCUCUCUCUCUCUAGACUGAGAGAAAGACUAAUCUAUCUCUUGAUUGUACCCAUUUCUUAUCUUCACAGUAUCCUAAAAAAGUAGGGUUACUUGCUCCUCAUGUAUAAAGAGGAAAGGAGAGCUGAUGCCCUUGAUCACAAGUCACUGGAACCAGUAGUCUUAUAAAUUUUAUGGCAAUUGCUGCAACAAACAUGAGUAGCCAAGAUGAUCGCGAAAACAGCAACAACUACAACAACAACAAAGACGAUGAUCAUGAACAUGACCUGGUCAUGCCAGGGUUUCGGUUCCACCCGACCGAGGAAGAACUCAUAGAAUUCUACCUUCGUCGUAAGGUCGAGGGAAAGAGAUUCAGCGUUGAACUCAUCACUUUUCUUGACCUCUAUCGCUAUGACCCUUGGGAACUCCCUGCCAUGGCAUCAAUUGGAGAAAAGGAAUGGUUCUUCUAUGUGCCUAGAGAUAGGAAGUAUCGAAAUGGGGAUCGACCAAACCGCGUGACAACUUCUGGAUACUGGAAGGCUACUGGAGCGGAUAGAAUGAUCCGUAGUGAAAAUUUCAGGUCGAUUGGCCUGAAAAAGACUCUUGUUUUCUACUCCGGGAAGGCUCCAAAAGGCAUCCGAAGUAGUUGGAUCAUGAACGAGUACCGUUUGCCUCAUCAGGAAACCGAAAGAUUACAGAAGGCAGAAAUCUCACUUUGUCGCGUCUACAAGAGACCCGGCGUGGAAGACCAUCCAUCACUCCCUCGCUCGCUCCCCACCACGAGGGCAUCCUCGUCAAGAAAGCAACACGCGGCCGAGACCAGUACUCACGCUGCCGCCGAGAAACCAUUCCAAGCCUUUGGAGGAUCAAAUCCUCAAGCACUGGAAGAGGGAGGAGAAAAAAUGAGCGAAACCAGCGCGAGCAGCAGCACGGAGAUCGGCAUGAGCAGCCUAGGGUUCCCAAAGCACAUGAACCCUUACAUGAAUGCAUUGCCCUCAAUUCCCUCCCCAAUUGCACCACCACCAUUGACUCCAAUGGAAGGUUGCUCCAAUAUUUUGGUGCCACAGAAUAGUAUCAGUCAAGUUGAUGAUCUCCAAAGGCUAAUAAGCUUCCACCAACAAGCUUCAGUGAGUGCUCAGCAGCAGCAAGAGUUCUAUCAUCUCUACCAUCAUCCUUCAAAUUUCCCCCCAGUGUUUCAGCCACAAGUACCACUCAACAACUCUGAUAGGCUCUGGGAGUGGAACCCAUUAGCAGAGGGGAACAAAGACUACUUCUCUACCCCUUUCAAGUAAUCUAGAUAUAGGAUCACUGGACAUAUAUUAAUUAAAUUAGGUUUAAAAUAUAAUAUUGUAUUCUGUAGUUAGAUAUAUAAAUCUUGAUGCUUUAUUUGAUAGUACUGAUUUGACUAAGUUUUAAUUUGUAUGAUCCUAGCCUAUGCACUUAUUAAUUAGUGAAUGAUGGUGUUACCUAGGGUUAGUUUAAA